AUGGAGUCUUCAACGACGUCGUCUAAGGCCAAUGCAAAGCCAGCCGCCUCUUACCCCACCCGAGGAAUCGGACAUCCACCGGAGGGAUAUCCUCCACCGCCAAACUACGGCGGCGGAUAUCCACCUGCAGGAUAUGCUCCGCCGCCUCCAAUGCCUGGAUACGGUGGAUAUCCGUCGCCGCCACCACCGUACGGCGCGUAUCCACCGCCGUACAACACUGGGCCCUACGCUCCACAAGCCUACGGUUAUCCACAUCAUCCGCCACCGCCGCCGGCUUAUGUUUAUGGUCCACCACCGCCGGGAUAUCCGCCGGCGACCAAUGCUCCAACGACGGGUAAGAAGAAGAAAGGAAAGAGUAAAAUGCUUGGAUUAGGAGCGGGGUUGCUCGGUGGAGUUGUCGGAGGGCUUUUGCUCGGGGAUUUUGCGGCGGAUGCUGGGGCGGCAGCGCCGUCGUUUGAGUUAUUUUCCGAUGCCACCGGCGGCGGAUUUGAUCAAUUGUGCGAUGCAAGGAUGCAAUCUGUGUCCGAUAGCAUUGAUUUGCUCGGAACCAUUUGA
Messenger RNA from Cucurbita pepo subsp. pepo (vegetable marrow), 555 nucleotides. The record is from RefSeq and is a predicted model, not a curated record. NCBI's taxonomy places the organism in Eukaryota, Viridiplantae, Streptophyta, Magnoliopsida, Cucurbitales, Cucurbitaceae.